Molecule: messenger RNA, 1794 nt
Organism: Oryzias latipes (Japanese medaka)
Lineage: Eukaryota; Metazoa; Chordata; Actinopteri; Beloniformes; Adrianichthyidae
Gene: stxbp6l
Product: syntaxin binding protein 6 (amisyn), like
Source: RefSeq, a predicted model, not a curated record
UUGUUCCUGCUUCUUCCUUCAGGGAAUGAAACACAAAUAAUUGCUCAGAUUAUAUAGGCAGCUCCCUGUGUGGUCCUUCAUCCGUGCACAGAGUUCAGUCACAGACAGCUGCUGUUCUCCAGCUUCACCACGUGUCUGUCAGCCUCCUGAAAUGGGGAGGAUGGGAGGAUUUGAGCCUUAAGGCGAGGCACGCCGUCCGGUGUGCCGGAUAUAAAUUCACUACUGAAUCCUUUCAGAUUUAGUUUAUUUUUUCGGAUAGAACAUCAAGCCAGGACUGACAUGACGGAGGUACUGAAGUAGAUUCCAUCAGACCUGCGUUUGUUUGGAGAAACGGACCAGAGCAGGUGUCAGGAUGACCAUGAACAUCGAGUCAGAAAUCAACAAGGAGCUCUUCGUCCCUCAAAAUGAACGUCUGCUGGUGGCACUGGAAGUUCAGAGGAGACAGAAGAAAAGGAGAUCCUUUCUGCCCACCUCUUCCAGAGAGGAUUACACAACCUUCAUCUGUGUUUCAGUGACCAACACCACCCCCCAGCAGCUGCUCAUUACCAAGGUGAAGCAGUUUGCUGGCUCCCCCCUCUUCACCAGAAGAUCUCAGUGGACGGUGGAACAGCUCAAACAGGUCAAUGGCAUCAAUCCCAACAAGGACACCCCAGAACUUGACCUGGUGUUUGACAACACGGUGGACCAGUGGGUGGCCAGCUCAUCUCCAGAGAAGUGUAUCUUCAUCCAGGUCCUGUACCGUGCCUGCCAGACUCACUGGGAGGGCAAAGCAGGAAGCCUGGUAAACCUUGGGAAGCUAGCCAAGGCCAGCCAACAGAAAACAACAAACCAGCCUGAAGCUGGCGCUGGCUCCAGGGAGCUCACAGUACCCAGAUCCCUGCAGGCCCGACGGAAAAGCAUGGCCCCUCCCAGGCAGACGGAGUUCAUCAACUGCCAGUCCAAGCUGACUCGAGAUGCCAGCAGCAUGAAUCUGGUCAUCUAUCGCUGCAAAGCAUUCCUAGGUCGUGUGAAGAAGCUGAUGGUUGCGAGACAGAAAGGUCCACUUCGUCCAGACAAAGGUCAGACGGGGUCUCGUGGAGCACAAAGAACUGUGGGUAAUGUAGUCCAGAGGAUGACAGUGGCUCUGGGGGAGCGAGGAGGCAGACUUACCCGUGCUGAAGACCGCACCGUGAGGCUGAUGCACAAAGCUCAGCAGAUUGCCGACACGGCUCACAAGCUGGCACUGAAAAGUACCAAGUAAAGUUUGCAGGACAAUAACACAGAUGACCAGCAGGAGGCGCUCUCUGCUCAUAAAGGCUGUUGUGGAAAGCCGGUUUCACUAACAUAAGAACUUUUGACACUUUGGCUUUGGGAGUGAUUCAAAACAAAUUCUCCUAAGAACUAAUAUCUAACACAUUACUUUGAAAAAUUACUAACAGGAAGUCCUGAUGUUCUUCGUGUGAUCAUGUGACCACAGGUGGUCUGCAGUUUUUGUACCUGAUCUGCUGCAAGUGUCUGUUUGUCUGUCAUCUCUGCUGUUUGUCUUCUGUGUCGUCCGUCCAGUCGCAUCUGAGCUCCAGUUGAGCUGAAAAUGUGGCUUCAGAGGAAGCUCCUUCAGAUCUGCGUCUAAUCUGUCUUCUAAUCUAGUUUGAAUCUGAAACAAUAAUACAAUAUGUCAUUUAAUUAAAUGGGUUCUAAACCCAAACAUCCUAUCCUGUCACGUGAAUGUGUCUCGUGUAUUAAAGCAGCAAAGCUAAGUAAAGCACCGUCUGUCUUCUGUACAUUACUGAAUAAAACGUACCGUGUCAAGCUUCA